Messenger RNA from Orussus abietinus, 976 nucleotides. RefSeq lists its product as uncharacterized. Lineage: Eukaryota; Metazoa; Arthropoda; Insecta; Hymenoptera; Orussidae. The record is from RefSeq and is a predicted model, not a curated record. Bases 1 to 690 code for a protein of 229 amino acids. The transcript has a single exon.
AUGAAUGGCGCCCUGGUCGUUCUAGGAGUCGCUGUGGCGUCGAUUUGUCUGAUGAGCUUCAUAGCACAUCGAAGUGACGAACCCGGGGACUGCGUCGAGGUGCAGUCCUCGGUCGAGGACCAGAGUUCCCUGGAAGAGGACCUGGAAGACAUCGUCGCGUUCGUGCCCCUCGACGAGGUUACUCGCAUCCUGAAGGACUACCUGAUGUACGACGAGCAGAUCGCGGACACGGUGGACUUCAUCGAGGACCAGAAGCGCUUCCUGUUGCAGGAGUUCCGGAACAUGUUCUGGAUGCAGUUCCUGACGAGCCUGCUACGAUGCAACGGCCUCCAGGUGGAGCGAUGGCAGAGCAGGAUCGAAGAUGCUUGGGCAUCGAAGCCAAAAUUCGUCAGGGCAGAUCCGUCCAUCGCCUGUGGAGGUUUGACCAUGAUGGUCAGCCGGAUCCUGAAGGAGCUGCCCCUGGAAGAGCUGCACGAACUCCUGGUCCAGAAGAAGAGACACUCUCGCAGCUUCCGGUCCCUUCUCCGGGUUCUGGGCUCGGAAUACUUCGCCGAACUGUGCGCAGCCGUCGAAGGAAACGCGACCUUACACCGCCACUACUUCUGGGCGAGGGAACAAGGAAUCGAAGUGACCUUCGCGUUGGAGCUCCUCAGGGACCUCUUCGUCUAUCUGACGGAGGAUCUGAGGUAGUCUGGGGUCACCGGUGGAAUUAAUUCCACUAGUAACCAAACUUCGUCAAGGCGGACUCCACCGUCACCUUUGAAGGACUAACCACAGCGACCGGGCAAAUUCUGGAGGAACUUCCGCCCCCAACCUCCACCACCUCACGAUCCAGAAGAAGCAGAAUCACCUUCCGAUCUUCCUCCUGGCCAUGAUCUAAAGAACGUACCAAUGACCAUCUCGGAAACCUCUUCGCGUACCUGUCGGAGGACCUUCGGCCGAAGGACUCCGUGGAGUCUCCUCUCCGCGGGGUGGC